Molecule: messenger RNA, 621 nt
Organism: Oikopleura dioica
Lineage: Eukaryota; Metazoa; Chordata; Appendicularia; Copelata; Oikopleuridae
Source: the annotation of a GenBank genome assembly
AUGUUCGAAAGCAACGUUAUCGAAACGACUACAACUACAACGACAACUACCACCACUACAACAACUACAGAAGAACCGACAACAACAGAAAUCCUAACUACUUCGGCGCAGACAACUGAACCUACAGAGAAUGAAGAUGGAGGACUAGAAUUCAAACGAAAUCCGUUCACCCCCUCGCUGAGAAGUGGCGUUCAUUCGGACUGUAUGGAAUGCCACGGAGAAGACAUGGCAACCUGCCGUGGUCGAUCAUCAACAACAUGUGCCGGUCCGAAUGACGUUUGCCUGGUCACCCUUCGAUCGCGCACAGGAACAACCGAGCCAUUGAUCUAUUCUCGAUGUGCCCCUCUCAGUGUGUGCUUGGACCACGAAGCUCAAAAUUUUAUUGGUCCCGUGCCUCAGUGCCGAACGAAACACUCUGCAAGGUUCAGUCGAGGUUCCGUGUGCUCAUUCUGUCAUAAAUUGGGCGAUACCAACACGAUGUUCCUUCUGGGAGCUAAUGAAAUCGAAACGGACUCAACUGGAUCAACAACGGUGUCGAUCGCGACUGCUCUUUCUAAUCCAGAGCUUUAUUUCUCGAGCUCUGGUGCGAACUAUAUUUACGGAUCCCAAGGCUGGUACUAA